Helianthus annuus (common sunflower) is the source of this 725-nucleotide messenger RNA. RefSeq names its product auxin-responsive protein SAUR76. The record is from RefSeq and is a predicted model, not a curated record. The coding region runs from base 114 to 476 and encodes 120 amino acids. The transcript has a single exon. Lineage: Eukaryota; Viridiplantae; Streptophyta; Magnoliopsida; Asterales; Asteraceae. Gene Ontology annotation, biological process: response to auxin.
AUAACCCAUCCCAUUCCAUCCACAGAUUGUUUACACAAGAAACCAAGUGUACUUCUCUCAUUGUCUACCCAUUCAAAACCUUUGAAUUUCCAUCUCGAAAGGGGCGAAAACCGAUGGCAAAAGGCGGAAAGCUAACCAAGAUCAAGUCGGUGAUAAAGAAAUGGAAUUCGUUUAGCAACGCCAAGCCGGCUAGUUUCACCAAAGACACUUGUGCACCCACUUCUGAUCAAGACUACCACAACAUGGACCAUUCUCAUGCUGUCUACGUAGGCAAGUCCAGGCGUCGCUACCUUAUAAGCUCUAAUGUGGCCCAACACCCGUUGUUCCAGGAGCUUGUGGAACGAUCAGGUGAUGGGGCAUCCGAUGUGACAAUUGAGUGCGAGGUCGUGUUAUUUGAACAUCUAUUGUGGAUGAUUGAAAAUGCUGACCCUCAAGCAGAUGCUUUACAUGAGCUAGUGGAUUUUUAUGCUUGUUGAUGUUUAUUUUUUCUAUACUAAUAUUAAUUCUUGUUAUACCAUUUAAGUUAUUUUCCUUUUGAUUUGAUCAAGUAUUCAAUCUAGUUAUCUAACCACCAAUCCAACAUGGUGUGAUCAUCACGUCUCCGUGUUUAUUAAAUCCAAAAUCCAACGUGUACUCUUGUUUAUUCCCAAAUGGGAUAGUUCUAGUCAAUCGACGACGAUCGUCGGGCUAUCAUCCAUCGUUUAAUUUAAUGUUUUAAUACUAUA